Molecule: messenger RNA, 960 nt
Organism: Rodentolepis nana
Lineage: Eukaryota; Metazoa; Platyhelminthes; Cestoda; Cyclophyllidea; Hymenolepididae
Source: the annotation of a GenBank genome assembly
AUGAACCCGGUUAUGGGGGCCCGAAAAUUGACUGAUACUUUUGUGUUUAUGCGAAACAAUGCUAUUCAGAACCGGCAGUUCGCUAAUAAUGUCCACGCACGUUCGACAGACAAAGAGAUGUUACUAAAUGAAAUGACUAACGUAGAACUUGGUUUUACGAAAUCCAACGAAGGUUUGCAGGAGUGGCAGAAUAUGGUCAAAUCGAUUAAUUUCGAGUUUACAGUGAUUCGUCAGAAAAUGAAGGAAUUAAUAAAUCUUCACGAUCAUCAUAUUAUGGCCGCAAAACUAGAUGACAACUUAGAUGAUGACAAAGAAAUUGAAUUGCAAACGAAGGAGUUGACACAGUUAUUUACCCUCUGCCAUCGUCAACUUUCUCAACUUGCCGCGUUAAAGCGAAAGAUCCUUUCUGGAAGUCGCGCUCAGCCAGAAAACUUAAUGACUAACACAAUUUCCUCUCUUGCUAGGACACUACAAGAACUGUCUCAGACCUUUAGAAAGGUUCAAUCUCAGUAUUUGAAUGAGCUUAAAGCGAGAGAUGAACGAAUUCGUGGUUAUCUAAAUACAACUCUGGGAAAUGAAUUAACUGCAGAUGAUGUCGUCGGUUUAACUGAAUUUAAUCUUUUAGAGCCUGCAACUGGAGAUCAGACCCAAAUGCUUUUGGUUGAAAAUACGAAAGCUGUUGAGAGGAGAGAACAGGAAAUUACUCAAAUCGUGCGCUCCUUACACGAACUCAAUGAGAUAUUCCGGGAUGUUGCUCAGCUUGUUGUUGAUCAAGGUACACUGGUCGAUCGUAUCGAUUACAACGUGGAACAAACUCAAGUUCGCGUUCAAGAGAGCCUGAAGCAGCUGACCAAGGCUGAAUCCCACCAGAGGAAAGACCGCAAACUCCUAGUCAUCUUUGUUCUCGCUUGCCUUGUUAUGAUCCUCGGUGCUAUCCUGGUUUUCACCAAAUUUAUUUGA